This is a messenger RNA of Salvelinus sp. IW2-2015, 943 nucleotides long. The record is from RefSeq and is a predicted model, not a curated record. NCBI's taxonomy places the organism in Eukaryota, Metazoa, Chordata, Actinopteri, Salmoniformes, Salmonidae.
AUUUUCAUCUGCGARAUCGUUUUCAAAGUAGACCAAUUCGCAGAAAAAUCGCGGACAUGGCAACUUUGCUUUUGUCACAAGAUUGCAAGUGCAGAGAGGAAAAAAUGACUCAGUUMUGUGGUUGUGGUGCCGAAUGUUGAAAGAAAAUUCAUGCUUCUGCUUUCUCUGUCAGUUAGGUAUUUAACUUAGAUUGGGACUCAAUGGAGCUGGCUGAAAGUUGCAGCAUUCCAAUGAAUGAUUAUGGGGAUGCCACAGGGUUACAGACRCCAGGUGCAGGGACACCUAGAACAGAGAACAUCUACCAGUCUCUUCGGUCUCCAAACAUAACGUCAAUACAGAGACAGGCAAAGCCACAUAACAGGAUGCAAUGGAAAACGUUUGUGUUCCCUCUACUCCUCUUCAAUGCACUUUUACUGAUUAUCAUUCUGGUAAUUGUUGGAGUUCACUAUUCCCAUUUCACCGGGGCAUUGUCAUCUAAAAAUGGAGAUUUCAGACAGAAUGAAGAAGCGUGGCAUCUCCAUCACAAUGGGUUCUAUCUCUUCUGGCAGAGUGUGGGGGAUUGCUUAACUGCUAAUAGUUUCUGUCAGCAGAACAACGCUACUCUGACCACAUUGCAGCCACAUAACACGGUUUGGUUGUUGGCCAGGGCCAGAGGACAGCAGCUUUGGGUCCUUGAGCUGAGGGAUACGACCGAGGGAUCUGCAGAUGGUGCCACAGAGGAUGAUUCUGAAAAUGAUGCUGAUUGUGCCCUCUUGACUGGGGAUCCCACCCAGCCCUCAAUGAGCCCAGACCACAUGAAGAGCCAGGGGUGGGUGUGUGAGAGGAAGGCCUCUCCACCGCAUGUCUGUGGAAAUCAAUAAYAUCCAAUGUAUUCCAUUCAGGAAUGAAAGCAGCUUUUCCUUGAAUUUUUUCACUUUUUGUCACAAUAUGAAUCGUUUUUUAA